AUGUUAGAAAAAAAGUUUGCUGACAUUGACAAGAAAUUUGAGAAUGUUUUAAACAAGAACAAGAGAAAGUUAGAAAAUGCUCAGAUAAAACCCAUACAUGACAAGUUCUUAUUUGCUCAGAAUGGUAUAACAGGUCUAAUUGCACCACCUGGGUCGGGUAAGACUUUCACUUAUCUUAAAAUGGCUGCACAACAACAAGAACUAGAUGAGAAGAACCCAUUCUAUGAGUUAGUAGUCAUUUGUAGUACUUCUGGUCAAUUUGACCAAACCGUAAAUUCGUUCAAAGAUAUUAUAAAGAAGUCUAAGUUAGUAUGUAUAAAAGACUCUGAGUUGUUAGAUUGGAUAAAGAAGUACCAAAGAAGAGUUUUGAAGUACAAUGCUAUAAAUGAGUAUGUCAAUUCGAAGUUUAAAGACCCAAAUGAGGAAAUGCAGAGAAUAUUAGAGAAGAAACACUUCAGAAACAAACAGAAAGAGAUAGAAUACAUUUCGAAGAAAUUGCAAUCUUA
Trichomonas vaginalis G3 is the source of this 506-nucleotide messenger RNA. RefSeq names its product P-loop containing nucleoside triphosphate hydrolases family. The transcript has a single exon. Lineage: Eukaryota; Parabasalia; Trichomonadida; Trichomonadidae. The record is from RefSeq and is a predicted model, not a curated record. The annotation marks the transcript as partial. Gene Ontology annotation, molecular function: DNA binding; hydrolase activity; ATP binding.